Molecule: messenger RNA, 1245 nt
Organism: Capsicum annuum
Lineage: Eukaryota; Viridiplantae; Streptophyta; Magnoliopsida; Solanales; Solanaceae
Product: psbP domain-containing protein 4, chloroplastic
Exons: 5
Coding region: 117-953 (278 amino acids)
Biological process (GO): photosynthesis
Cellular component (GO): extrinsic component of membrane; photosystem II; photosystem II oxygen evolving complex
Molecular function (GO): calcium ion binding
Source: RefSeq, a predicted model, not a curated record
GAGGCUUCAAUCUGAAACCAAGUAUCUGAAAUUUCCCAUAUUGGAUCUCCUCAAUAUUGAAUAGAAAAAAUUCCAUAAACCUCAUUUCUUUCUCCUACUUUCUUGGUUGGGGGGAAAUGGGGACAUUUGUAUACAGCAGCAGCUGCCUUUCAUGGAAAAACAACCUGAGCAGACAGGUGAAUCCCUCUCACCAUGUGGUUCCUCGUGGUGUUCCAGAAAAAGGGUGUUCAAGAAUUAAAGCUGCUGCUUGUUCUAAAGAAGAUGUUACAGUGAAUCGGGAUUGUGAGAAAUCUGCAGGCUCGUUGAAUAGGAGGUCAGCUAUUGUAUCUGGUGCUUCUUUGAUUUCAUCAGUACUGCUUGGUUUUCCUGGAGAGGGAUCUGCUGUAGUUAAACAAGGUCUUCUAGCAGGGAGAGUUCCUGGACUUUCUGAACCAGAUGAAGAAGGUUGGAGGACAUACCGAAGACCGGAUGAGAAAUCAGGUGGACAUGGUGUUGGAUGGAGUCCCAUGAUUCCUUACACUUUUUCCGUGCCUGAUAAUUGGGAAGAGGUCCCUGUGUCAAUUGCUGAUCUAGGUGGUACAGAGAUUGACUUGAGAUUUGCGAAUCCAAAAGAAGGGAGAAUCUUUGUAAUUGUGGCUCCUGUUAAAAGAUUUUCAGAUGAUAUUGGUGAAGAAGCUACCAUAGAACAAAUUGGACCUCCUGAUAAAGUGAUUAGCGCAUUUGGGCCUGAAGUUAUUGGAGAGAAUGUUGAAGGUAAAGUCUUAAGAUCUGAAGUAGCAAAGCAUUUGGGAAGAACAUAUUACCAGUUUGAAUUAGAGCCGCCACAUGUAAUGAUCACAGCAACAGCCGCUGGAAAUCGCUUAUACUUGUUCAAUGUUACUGGAAAUGGUCUUCAAUGGAAAAGGUAUUACAAAGAUUUGAGAAAGAUUGCUGAGUCUUUCAGGGUUGUCUGAUUACACAUCUAUGGUCUACCCCAUGCGUGAUAGCACCGCAACAGAAGUGGAACGCCAAGGAAGAAGAUGGUCACUAUAACCAUAACUACUUACAAGAAGACACAUCACCUCUAGUAGAACAUACAGUUAAAUAUAUGAGAGGAGAAUUUCCUCUGGAUUGAAUUUUGUAACAAAUUUUAGCUACGAAUGAUUAUUGUAAACCGUUUACCCUACCAAUAUUAUAAGUCUUCAGAAGGUACCUCUUCUGGACUGAUUGCUGCAUCAGGAAUUAAAAACUCUUGUUUGAUUGUCA